Messenger RNA from Hypanus sabinus (Atlantic stingray), 2475 nucleotides. RefSeq names its product extracellular calcium-sensing receptor-like. Gene Ontology annotation, biological process: G protein-coupled receptor signaling pathway. The transcript is spliced from 6 exons. The coding region runs from base 124 to 2475 and encodes 783 amino acids. The record is from RefSeq and is a predicted model, not a curated record. Gene Ontology annotation, molecular function: G protein-coupled receptor activity. NCBI's taxonomy places the organism in Eukaryota, Metazoa, Chordata, Chondrichthyes, Myliobatiformes, Dasyatidae. Gene Ontology annotation, cellular component: membrane.
GUCCUCGGCGGAGUUUUCAGUGUCCACGUCGACGUAGAAGAUCAAGAUAUUUCUUUUGGAACGCAGCCGCAAGCGGUAAAAUGCAGACUCUUCCGUUUCAGACUUUUCCGUUUCGCAAUAACGAUGAUCUUUGCAAUAGAGGAGAUUAAUAAGAAUCCGGAACUGCUUCCAAACGUUAUUCUGGGCUACAGGAUUUACGAUUCUUGUGGCAUGCCUGAUGUAUCAUUAAAAGCAGCCUUUGAGUUUUUAAACAGCCUGGACGCAACAAAUUCGACCUGUCGAAGAGCUCCAGUGGUUCCUGCUAUAGUCGGGGAUUCUGGAUCAUCACAGACUUUAGGGAUCGCGUCAUUAAUUGGUCCCUUUCGGAUCCCUGUGGUUAGCUAUGUCGCCACGUGUGCCUGUCUGAGCAACAGACGUGAAUAUCCCUCAUUCUUUAGAACGAUCCCAAGCGAUUACUUUCAGGUGAGGGCGUUGGCUCAACUCAUCAAACAUUUCGGAUGGACAUGGAUUGGAACAAUUAGGAGCGACGAUGACUAUGGUAAUUUUGGGAUGCAGGCGUUCAAUGAAGCUGUGAACGAGAUGGGAAUUUGCAUUGCUUUCUCUGAAACUUUUCACAUAACGUACCCAAGGGAGAAAUUACUACAGACUAUAGACGUCCUAAAAAAAUCUUCCACAAAGGUAAUAUUAGCUUUCCUUGCGCAAGCGGACAUGAGCAUAUUACUGCAAGAGGUUGUAAAGCAGAAUAUCACCGGUAUACAAUGGAUAGGAAGCGAGGCUUGGAUCACCACGCCGGUUCUACCACCGCAGGAGAGUAAACUGUUUGUUGUCGGUACAAUUGGAAUUGCAAUCCGAAAAGUGCGAUUGCCAGGGUUGAAAGAAUUCCUAAUGCACACGCACCCGUCUCUUUAUCCCGGAAACCCAUUAGUGCAAGAGUUUUGGGAAAGAGUUUUCAGUUGCAAGUUUAGGAAUACAGAAAGUAACACAGUCCACUACAAAUCCGAUUCCGGGCUUCCAGAAUGCACAGGUAAUGAGACUCUACUUACAGCGCACAACGAGUUCACUGAUGUGUCUGAGUACAGAGUGACCUACAACGUAUAUAAAUCGACCUACGCUAUCGCCCACGCUCUCAAUGAUAUGCUCAGCUGCCAAGAUGGUAACGGACCUUUUCCCAACAAGAGUUGUGCUCAUAUUUCAAACUUCCAACCGUGGCAGGUUCUACAUUACAUGAAAACAGUAAACUUCACAACAAAAAUUGGAGAAAGGAUCUAUUUCGAUAGCAACGGUGAUCCGAUCCCAACAUAUGACAUCGUAAACUGGCAGCCGACAGAUACCGGUGCUGUUACUGUCACAGUGGGGCAGUAUAAUGGAGCGGCGCCAGAUGCACAGAAAUUUAUGUUAGCCGAAGAGUCAAUUGUAUGGACGGGAGGACAAACCACGGUUCCACGAGCGGUCUGUUCUGAAAGCUGUGAUCCCGGAACACGGAAGGCUCCCAGAAAAGGACAACCUAAGUGUUGCUAUGAUUGCGUACAAUGUCCCGAAGGAGAAAUUAGCAACACCACCGAUUCAACCGAUUGCCUUAAAUGCCCACCAGAGUACAAGUCCAAUGAGAACCGAGUGGAGUGCAUAGCAAAAGCGAUCGAAUUUCUAUCAUUUACUGAAGUGAUGGGGAUUAUCCUGGUGAUGCUGGCAUUGGUUGGAUUCUGUAUUACAAUGCUGACAUUUGCAACGUUCUAUACUUAUAGAGAGACACCCAUUGUUAAAGCUAAUAACUCAGAACUAAGUUUCCUUCUUCUUGUUGCUUUAAUGCUUUGCUUUCUCUGUUCAGUUACGUUCAUCGGAGAACCGUCAACAUGGUCCUGCAUGCUUCGCCACACGUCAUUCGGUAUUAUAUUUGUUCUCUGUGUCUCUUGCGUUUUGGGUAAAACGAUUGUUGUUGUCUUGGCAUUCAAAGCUACUCUGCCUAACAGUAACAUAAUGAAGUGGUUCGGCCCAACCCAGCAGCGACUGACGGUCUUAAGCCUUACUGCGCUGCAGUGCUUAAUAUGCACCAUCUGGCUCGCCACAUCGCCGCCAUACCCUCGGAAGAGUACGGAAUAUUUUACCGAGAUAAUAGUUUUUGAAUGCAACGUUGCAUCUGAACUUGCGUUUUAUUGCGUGCUGGGUUACAUUGGAUUCCUCUCCUGUGUGUGUUUUGUGGUCGCCUUUCUAGUUCGACAACUUCCUGACAACUUUAACGAAGCCAAACACAUUACAUUUAGUAUGCUGAUCUUUUGUGCAGUUUGGAUUACCUUUAUCCCAGCUUACGUGAAUUCUCCUGGGAAGUACACUGUGGCCGUGGAAGUUUUUGCCAUUUUAGCGUCCAGCUACGCGUUGUUGUUCUGUAUUUUUGCUCCCAAAUGUUACAUUAUACUCUUUAAACGAGAGCAAAACACAAAGAGACAUGUCAUGGGCAAAACGCCAACCGGCAAGCUUUAA